UUAUUUGGGCGGAGUUGUUGUUAAUAUAGAACCUUUUAUUCGUUAUAUCUUACACAUCUGGUCCAAGAGUUUUCCCAUAGGUGCUAGAAGUUGAGAUGUCUUCUGCAGUGGCCAUGGAGGCCACCCGGAGGCGCCAGAGGCUCAGCUCGAACGGGGGGGUGUCUGAGACAACAGAGGAACCUGCAGGGCAGUGGGGAAGAGCAUGGGAGGUGGACUGGUUCUCUCUGAGCGCUGUGAUCCUGCUGCUGUGCACAGCCCCCUUCCUGGUGUUCUUCUUCGUCAUGGUGUGUGACCAAUACCAGUGCUCGGUCAGCCAGCCCCUGCUAGAGCUCUACAGUGGAGAGGCCACCCUGCGCUCCAUCUGGGAAAAGGCCCCCUCCUUCACCUGGACCGCUGCUCAGAUCUACACCGUCUGGGUCUCCUUCCAGGUGGUGCUCUACAUGUGUGUUCCUGAUAUCACUCAUAAGUUCCUGCCUGGCUAUGCUGGUGGGGUUCAGGAUGGAGCUCGCACCCCAGCAGGCCUCAUAAACAAGUAUGAGAUCAACGGUUUACAGUCGUGGCUGAUCACCCAUGCCCUAUGGUAUGCCAACGCUCAAUACUUCCUGUUUUCCCCCACCAUAAUCUUCGACAACUGGAUCCCACUGCUGUGGUGCACCAACAUACUGGGCUAUGUUGUGUCCACCUUUGCCUUUGUCAAGGCCUACCUCUUCCCCACCAAUGCCGAGGACUGCAAAUUCACAGGCAACGUCUUCUAUAACUACAUGAUGGGCAUUGAGUUCAAUCCCCGCAUCGGGAAAUGGUUCGACUUCAAGCUCUUCUUCAACGGGAGACCUGGUAUUGUUGCCUGGACUCUAAUCAACCUCUCCUAUGCAGCCAAACAGCAGGAGCUCUAUGGCUAUGUGACUAACUCUAUGAUCCUGGUUAAUGUGCUGCAGGCAAUCUAUGUUCUCGACUUCUUCUGGAAUGAGGCAUGGUACCUGAAGACGAUUGACAUCUGCCAUGACCACUUUGGCUGGUACCUGGGCUGGGGAGACUGUGUGUGGCUGCCCUUCCUCUACACGCUGCAGGGCCUGUACCUGGUGUACAACCCAGUCCAGCUCUCCACAACCCAUGCUGCAGCUGUCCUCCUCUUGGGUCUGGUGGGUUACUACGUCUUCCGCUCCACCAACCACCAGAAGGACCUGUUCCGCCGUACCGAGGGGAAGUGCUCCGUCUGGGGCAAGAAGCCCACCUUCAUUGAGUGUGCCUACCGCUCGGGUGACGGCGGCCUGCACCACAGCAAGCUCAUGACCUCCGGCUUCUGGGGCGUGGCACGCCACCUCAACUACACGGGCGACCUGAUGGGCUCGCUGGCCUACUGUGCAGCCUGCGGCUUUGGCCACAUUCACCCCUACUUCUACAUCGUCUACAUGACCAUCCUGCUGGUGCACCGCUGUGUGAGAGACGAGCAUCGCUGCAGCAGCAAGUACGGCAAAGACUGGAAGCGCUACACGGAUGCAGUUCCCUAUCGCCUGCUGCCUGGGAUCUUCUAGAGUCGACACAGAGUUUGAAGGAAUCCCUGCAUACUGAAAGAAGUUUAACAGAAGAAGGAGAUGUGUGUUAAAUGGACUGUUCACAUUCCAUGGGAAAGAUGUUGAUGACAUUUUGAGUAAAAUGUGUGUGUGUGUCUGUGUGUGCCGUGGUGUCUUUGGAUGUCAAUGUGUGUUUCCAUGUUUCUCUGUAUGAAAAUAUGUAGUACUCAGAGUGAGAUCUUCACUUGGAGUCAGACUGCCAGCUUUGUGCUCUAAGAAGCAACCCUCAGGUUCUCUCAGAACUUCUCUCACUGCUGCCUAGGAGCAUUUCUCCAUAAAUGUUGGUACUAUGGUACAUAGACACUAUGAGAAACUCAGAAAUUGAUUUCUAAUUCAAAUCUGUAUUGAAGUGUGAACACCACAUAACCAUACCGUAGCAGUUAGUUGCCAUGGGUAAAGUAACUACAGCUACAAGUGAGCAAUAAUCUAGAUGUUUUUGUUUUUUUGACAAUGCACUGUCUGACAAAUGUGUCUUCUACUUAGAGAUGCUAACAGCAGACUAGUAUAUUAUGUUCAAGAAGCAGUUACAACUAUACAAUGAUUGUUCCUGCGAAAAUUCAUUUGUCUUUAUGCCUGUCAAUAUGUUUGAGGUACCUGUUAUUUUAAAGUUUUGUGCUAAUAGUGCUUUUACUUUAUCCAACAGUGUUUUUUGCCAUUUGAUUUCAGUUGUUUUCCUUUUUUACCUUAUCUGCCUUUCCUAAAGUGAUAACUUAGAAAAGUAAAUAAACCUAACAUUCUGAUUUCUUUA
This is a messenger RNA of Oncorhynchus masou masou (cherry salmon), 2319 nucleotides long. Its product is annotated as 7-dehydrocholesterol reductase-like. Gene Ontology annotation, cellular component: endoplasmic reticulum membrane. NCBI's taxonomy places the organism in Eukaryota, Metazoa, Chordata, Actinopteri, Salmoniformes, Salmonidae. Gene Ontology annotation, molecular function: 7-dehydrocholesterol reductase activity. The record is from RefSeq and is a predicted model, not a curated record. Gene Ontology annotation, biological process: cholesterol biosynthetic process; brassinosteroid biosynthetic process.